AUGUAUGCAGUUUGUAUGGGUGUUUUCGGUUCUGAAACUAAUGAGAAUUGGAUCUGGUUCAUGCAAAUGGUUAGACAAGCCAUAGGAUCCCCAAGGGGUUUAACCAUAUGCAUCGACGCUGGGCAACCAGUGAUGACAGGUGUAAAAGAAGUGUUCCCAGAGGCUGAACAUAGGGAAUGUAUGUUUCACUUGGUGUCCAACUUCAAGAAGAAGUUUUAUGGAAAGGUGUUUGAUGACCACCUUUGGGCUGCUGCUUACUCAUGGAACCCAUAUAUAUUUGAAAAAAAUUGGGCUGCAAUGGACCUAGCAAAGCCAACAGCAACUGCAUAUCUUAGGAGGUGGCACACUAGGUUGUGGUCUAGGAGUCAGUUCUCAACAAUUUGCAAGGUGGAUUAUGUUACAAACAACUUGGCUGAGUGCUUCAAUAAUUGGAUUAAGCAUCACAAGUCCUUGAACUUGGACGACUUCUUUGAUAAGGUUAGGAAGAUGAUUAUGAUCAUGUGGAACCGAAGGAGGAAAGUAGCAAGGAAGUUGGUUGGGUUGAUUCUUCCCCACAUAAUUAAGAAAGCAGCCUAUGACCAACUAAUUCCUGCCAUGGUUGACAAGAACCAAUGGCCUAAAUCUGACCAUGGAUUCUUCAUGUUUCCACCACUACUAAAAUCCACGGCGGGUAGGCAUAAAACUGAGAGGUAUAAAGGCUGCAGUGAGAAGAAAAGAAAAAGCGGCCAACACUUAUGCCCUAUUUGUAAGGACUAUGGGCAUCAUUGGCAUAAAUGCAAGAAGGGUAACCCAGAUGACAUUGCUGCUAUUUUAGCUGUGAGAGGACGACCAAAGAAGAGGGCAAAGACCACCAAAGCAUCAAUUGUGCCUUGCGAGGAUGAUGCUCCAGCAGCCUCUAUGUGCUUUCCGCCAAGCCAAAGCUUGGAACCUACAACUACGAAAAAGAGAAAACAUGAUAACUCAAUUACUGGAGCAUCAAAAAGCCAAAUGUUGGAGAAAACAACUAAGGAAAAAGGGAAAGGGAGUAAAUCUGGAUCCGGAGUAGCAAAAAGAUCAAGAACUCAGCCCAUUUGUGUGGCCAACAAGAAAGCAUCUGUUGCUUUGAAAUUACAUGCCAAAAGAAAAAGCAAAGAGGUUGCUGAUAAGUUGCCACACCUUCCCAUGGUGCCACAUGACAGCCCUACAAUGGGCACACGAAGCAAAAAAAUGAAUCCUGCCAGCCCUGCAAUGAGCACACGAAGCAAAAGGAGACUUUGCUUGUGA
Molecule: messenger RNA, 1263 nt
Organism: Triticum turgidum subsp. durum (durum wheat)
Lineage: Eukaryota; Viridiplantae; Streptophyta; Magnoliopsida; Poales; Poaceae
Source: the annotation of a GenBank genome assembly